UCAGGCGUGCCUGCCACUGACUCUGGCUAAAAGGCGAAAUUCCCAACUUAAACUCUCAUUGUGUUCUUCGCAAAACUCCUCCCUCUCGCUUCAGAUUGUGUGUGGGUACGAGAAGCCUACUGCACGUUGCUAUUGUGAGAAUGAUGUCUCUUUAAUGUACAAGAAGUUGAGGUGAUAUUCUCGUUUGAAAGGUAGGCGAGAUGUCAUUUUCCAGGUAGUAGCUUGGGCAAUUUGGAGGCGGUUGGUUGGUUUACUAUUCCUGAAGGAGAGCGAGAAGUUGGAUAUGACGUCAAUCUUUGUGAUGAAUUGCGUCUUUCCUCUAGGUUUUAGAUGUUAGAGACUGGGUUUAGACUUCCAGCCGGGCAUUCAAUAUUUAUUGCCUCUGGAAUAUAUGCACAUUGAUACUGAAGAGAACUAAAACAAUUCGACUUUUUGGUUGUUUCCUUCAAAGCUCAAUUCUGUUCUGACCUUGAUCAUCUUCCUUUAGGAAUCUACUGCUUUGAGAUUGUUUCCUUGUGGGUUUCCAAACUCAGUUCAAAAAUUUCCAUCCAUGCCUGAGAAGACUAAGCAUCUAUCCAGGCUACUGAUCUACCUCAUCACUCUCUCUUUGUUCCUUUUGAUUCUAUCUUCUCUAUCACUUCGACAGUUUGGCAAUGUCUCGUUGCUACCUGGUUCUGUUUUCAGGUUGAUUCUUGCAAACAACACCUCAAUUUAUGUGAGACCCAAUGUUCAAAGGGACCCAAAGAUCAAAACAAUCCCCUUCUUGUCUCCCCUAAGCUCAAAGACACAAUCCCCUAACUUUGGCCCUUGCAAUCAAGGAACAAUUUGUCCACCUUCUGGAGCCUUGACUUGUGACCAAAAUCAAGCUGUUCUGAAGGUAUAUAUGUAUGAUCUUCCUCCUGAAUUUCACUUUGGAUUACUGGGCUGGAAGGGAAGUGGCAAUGAAACUUGGCCAACUGUUAAUGACCCUAGGCACAUCCCGCCAUAUCCUGGUGGCUUGACUUUGCAGCAUAGUAUGGAGUAUUGGCUGACACUUGAUCUUCUAGCAUCUAAUGUGCCAAGUAUCAUCAAAGCUUGCAGUACAGUUAGAGUGGAGAAUUCUAGUGAAGCAGACAUACUCUUUGUGCCGUUUUUCUCAUCUCUGAGUUACAAUCGGUAUUCCAAGCCUCUGGGGAAAGAGAAACUUGAACUAAACAAAAUUCUACAAGAGAAAUUGGUGCAGUAUUUGCUGGGUCAUGAUUUAUGGAAGCAACAUGGGGGAAAGGAUCAUUUGAUUGUGGCACAUCAUCCCAACAGCAUGCUGCAGUCCAGGAAAGAGUUAGCCUCUGCCAUGUUUGUGCUUGCAGAUUUUGGGAGGUAUCCUGCUAGCGUUGCAAACAUUGAAAAGGAUAUAAUAGCUCCUUACAAACAUGUCGUUAGGAGCAUUCCAAAUGGUCAGUCAGCUCAGUUUGAUCAGCGUUCCAUACUAGCUUAUUUCAAGGGGGCUAUUUACAGAAAGGAUGGAGGAACUAUUCGCCAGGAACUCUACUAUCUUCUUAAAGAUGAGAAAGAUGUGCACUUUACAUUUGGGUCCUACAGCAAGAAUGGGGUGAACAAGGCCAACGCAGGGAUGGCCACAUCAAAGUUCUGCUUGCAUAUUGCCGGUGAUACACCUUCCUCUAAUCGUCUCUUUGACAUUGUUGCAAUUCACUGUGUUCCUGUGAUCAUAAGCGAUGAGAUUGAACUUCCAUUCGAAGAUGUGCUGGACUACUCAGACUUUUGUGUCUUUGUUCAUGCAUCUGAUGCUAUCAAACCGGGUUACUUGAUGAAGCUUCUACGUGGGAUUGACCGAGAUGAGUGGACCAAGAUGUGGUUUAGAUUACAAGAAAUUGCCUCCCACUUUGAAUAUAAUUACCCUUCCAGAGCUGACGAUGCUGUAGAUAUGAUAUGGAAGGCAGUAAGGCGGAAAAUAUCUGCACUUCCCUUGCAAAUUAACAGGAAGAAGAGAUACUAUCGAUCUCAACCAACAAGCUAACUGAAGUGAACACCACAGUUUGUAGGAGACAUGAUACCAAAAGCUUCCCUCUCGUUCUCUCAUGCGAAGGGCAUUUGAUUUUUGUAACCUUACCAAGAGCUGCUUGUUUUUGCUAAACAUACAUAGAUGAGGGAGGAGCUAUUCGGCAGGAACUGUACCACCUUCUAAAAGAUGAGGAAAAUGUGCACUUUACAUUUGGAUCCUACGGGAAGGGUGGCAUCAACAAGGUCAAUGCAGGGAUGACCAUAUCAAAGUUCUGCCUACAUAUAGCUGGGGAUACACCUGGUUCCAAUCGCCUGUUUGAUGUGAUUGCCACUCUCUGGGUUUCUGUGAUAAUAAGCGAAGAUAUAGAGCUGACAUUUGAAGAUGUGGUUGACUACUCAGAGUUCUGUGCGUUUGUUCAUGCGUCUGAUGCUGUGAAACCAGGGUACUUACUGAAUCGUCUCGGUGGACUGGAGGGAUAUGAAUGGACCAAGAUGUGGGUCAAGAUUACAAGAAAUUGGCGCCCACUUUGAAUACCACUAACCUUCAAAGCCUGAUGAUGCUGUGGAUAUGGUCUGGAAGGCUCUAUCGAGAAAGGUGCCCGCACUUCGGUUGCAACUUAACAGGAAUAAUAGAUACUCUAGGUCUCAACCAGCAAGCUAACUGAGAACAACAGUCAGCAGAAGAAAAGUGACUGACGUGAAGAUGAUAUCGUGGAAGAAAGGAAAUGGCCAAAGGUCAUCUGUUCACGGAGUAUGAACUUCUGCAAACUAGAAUAACAUAUAAGUUGCCUGUGAAACUGUUCCUGUGGAUUGAAAAGGGUGAGGGACAAACAAAGAAAACACAAAAGAAAAAGAAAAGAAAGCACUAUAUGUUGAUUGUCUAUGAGAGCCAGCAUCGUCUACACUUUUGAGUAUUUUGGGGGACCCUAACAAGUUGAUUAAGACCUGAUUGAUUCUAUACAGUACUGAGAUGAUGCUGGCUCAGAGAUAUGGGUGGGCCUAGCCUAGGCUGCUGCAAUUCUCUCUUACAAAAUGCCGCCUCUAGAACAAAUGAAAAAUAUAUCAAAAUCCAGCAAACCAUGUUGGAGGCUCUAACGUCGAGGACUCAGGAGGUGCCUGUAUCUUGCAGUUUCUUCAUCAUCAUUAAUUUUUUUGCAUCAGCUGCAGCUUCAAGCCAUCACUUCCUUAGUUCCUUUGCUGGCAUUGAGGAGUGAAAAAGAACAUGGAAAAGAAUAUUUGGAGCUCUUCCCUGAGUCAGAAAACCAGGCUACUGCCUGUUGUGAAUGGGAUCUGAUCCUUUCUUAACCGUUCUUUUGUUGGACUGAUUAGGAUCAAACAUCACCGAAGGUCCAGGUGCCAAGCUCGACGACGUGGCCUGCAACUCAUCUGCAGCCACUCCCUUGAGGAAGCGUGAAGUAUGCACCCCAGGAUGCUGCCAUCUCAGAGCAAGAUCAAUGCUUGUCAGGCCACAAGCCAUCUCAGGCUGUAGAGCUAAGUUCCCAAUGCAGAAUAGAAGAAGAAUAACUAUGUGCCCUGAUACACCCAUGAAGCAAUGAUGUUGAUUAUGUUGAUAAAAGAAUAGAAAUGGAGGAGUAGUUUCAGUCUGAGAACUGAGAAGUGGCUGCUGAUAUUAUAAUGCAACUCUGCUGAUAAUAUGUUUAUAUAUAGUGCAGGAUUAAGCUCGAGUUAUUGCUUUUCUCAAAGUGGAUCCAUAAAGCACAAGGGUUGUGGCCCCAGGAAACAUGUGGGGAAGGCCAUUAGAUUCACUUGCAAUCAUGAGCAUGCCCCCAUUGGAAUAACUAACUAUAUGUUCUUUUAGGAAGGAAGACUCAUCCUGACAGGUUUGAACAAAAAAGGUGGAGUUGGAACAAUUUCCUUGGGAAGAUAAGCAUCUUUUUUUGUUCUUCUUCUCACAUCUCAGUUUCCCC
Messenger RNA from Linum tenue, 3926 nucleotides. The record is from the annotation of a GenBank genome assembly. NCBI's taxonomy places the organism in Eukaryota, Viridiplantae, Streptophyta, Magnoliopsida, Malpighiales, Linaceae.